UUUGAUAAGAUAGGUUUUUUUUUUCUCAAUUUACAAAUUACGAACUUUUUUCUGUACUUGUCAAACAAUUUUUCCCUCGUAUCUUCCUGAUCUCCGCGUUCUUAAAGGAAAUAUAACCAGCUUAAUUUCAUGUCUACUUGAAGGAGUUAAUACGUAACUCGUUUGUCUUCUUCAACUGAAGUUUUUAAUCUCCGUUACAUCGUCCGGUAUCUCUAACUCGUUCUCGAACUUUUCUGUCUCACACAGGUUGUUUCAGAAGGUGGUCAUAACCUUUGAAGAAUGACUCAAAUUGAUUUUAAGGAUAAUGAACAGGAGGGAGUGGAAGAGCUAAGGCAUCUUUUGAAAGGAACUAUGAGUCCAGAAUUAUAUGCAGACACAAACAUGUUCCUUAGGUUUCUUAGAGCUAGAAAUCAUGACAUUAGAGCAGCAGAAAACAUGUUAAGAAAUCAUAUAAAUUGGAGAAAAUUGAACAGAGUAGAUAGCAUACUGCAAUGGUAUAUACCUCAUGAAGCUUCUAGAAGGUUUAUACCAUUUACCAGAAUUGGAGUUGACCAUGAGGGUUCUCCAAUUACCUAUUCUACUUUUGGUGCCCUUGAUGCGAAAGGACUCCUAAAAACAAUAAAAAUAACAGAAUGUUUACAUUUCUUCAUAAAUUUACUGGAAUCUGAUAUUUUUGUAAUGAAAGAGCAAAGUGAAAAAUUGAACAGAAAUGUUGACAAAUGGAUUCACGUACUUGAUUUUGAAAACUUCCCACUCACACUUGCAACUCAUAAGCCAGCUCUUGAAGCUGCUAGUAAAAUGCUUUCUAUGUACGAAGGAAAUUAUCCGGAGCAUCUAAAGUGCGCAAUGAUAAUAAAUGCUUCAUGGUACUUCCAGAUUGCGUUCACCUUUAUUAAACCUUUAAUCACUGGACAAACCUUAAAUAAAGUUAAAAUUUAUGGAAAAGAUGGUUGGCAGGAAGAUCUGCAGAAAAUUAUGGAUGUUAAUGAAUUACCUGCUUUUCUAGGAGGUAAUAAAACAGAUCCUGAUGGUGAUCCUAUGUGCAGAACAUUCGUAAGUUCAUUCAAUUUUUGAUCCGUAGAGCAUUCGU
This is a messenger RNA of Parasteatoda tepidariorum (common house spider), 1090 nucleotides long. The record is from RefSeq and is a predicted model, not a curated record. NCBI's taxonomy places the organism in Eukaryota, Metazoa, Arthropoda, Arachnida, Araneae, Theridiidae.